GUCAGCGUAUUGAGAGUCCCAUUCCCGUACAAAAGGCGCCGCCUCCCCGCCCACAGGGGUUCCCGUCUUCGAACUCGAACAUCAUCACCCUGUGAUACCACACGCCAUCCAUGGGGGACACGACAAUAGAUCCGGCCGCUGCCCUGGCCGCCUUCCGGGCCUCCUGUGCUCAGCAGGGUCUGUUGACGCCCCGGGACAGUCUCGCGGACGGGGAUGUGUCCGACGGCCUCGACGAUGAUGCCACACUCCUACGGUUCCUCGAGGCGCGCAAGAUGGAUGCCACCGCGGCCCUGCAGCAAUUCCAAGAAGCCACCCAGUACCGGACCGACAAGCGCGUGCUGCGGGUCUAUGACUUGAUCUCGGUGGAGGACCACGACGAGACGCGGAAGCUGUAUCCGCACUGGACGGGCCGUCGGGACCGACGGGGCAUGCCCUUGCUCAUGCUGGAUGUCGUCCACCUGAACGCGGCUGCCAUGGCAGGCUGGCGCAAAACCCGCGACACCAGCCAGGCCAGCCAGACCCCCUCGAUCGUUCCGGACAUGGCGCAACGGGCGUUCGUCCAUUUCGACGGACUGACGCGGUGUGUGCUGCCCCUCUGCGCGGCCGUGCGCGAUCGAUCCGACGGGCCCGUGCCCAUCACCAGGUCCGUGUAUGUCGUGGAUGCCAGCACGGUGUCGAUCCGGCAGGCCUGGGAUCUGCGGGACUUCGCCCAGGAGAUCAGUGGCAUGCUGGCCACCUGCUACCCGGAGACGAUCGACCGGAUCUUGGUGUGUAACAUCCCCUUUUUCUUCGCCCGCAUCUGGAGCUUCAUGAAGCGGUUCAUGGACCCCAUCACUGCCGCCAAACUCGUCAUGUUGCCGUCCGCGGACGUGUAUCCCACUCUGGUGGGACUGAUCGACCAUGAGGACAUCCCCCGCCAGUUUGGGGGCGCGUUCAACUACACCCACGCCAUGCUGCCGGAUCUGGAUCCGGGCCUCCGCCAGAGGCUGUCGUGGACGGACCCUACGAGGGAGGAACUCCCACCGGGGCCGAUCAAGUGGAUGGUGAACAGCCAGGGGGAGAGACGCCUCGUCGCGACCGGCACGACUGACGGCCUGCAGAGAGCCGAGGAGAUUGCGGUCCUCCAUCCCGUCGAGUCGGCGUCGGCCUAGGGUACUUCAGUCUGCCAGUCGGGUCCCAUCGCGUAUGCCGAUUAGUGCGACGUCCCCCGGGGAGAGA
Molecule: messenger RNA, 1218 nt
Organism: Aspergillus heteromorphus CBS 117.55
Lineage: Eukaryota; Fungi; Ascomycota; Eurotiomycetes; Eurotiales; Aspergillaceae
Product: SEC14 family lipid-binding protein
Exons: 4
Coding region: 111-1151 (346 amino acids)
Source: RefSeq, a predicted model, not a curated record